Molecule: messenger RNA, 3777 nt
Organism: Phacochoerus africanus (Common warthog)
Lineage: Eukaryota; Metazoa; Chordata; Mammalia; Artiodactyla; Suidae
Gene: GALNT6
Product: polypeptide N-acetylgalactosaminyltransferase 6
Exons: 11
Coding region: 330-2198 (622 amino acids)
Cellular component (GO): Golgi apparatus
Source: RefSeq, a predicted model, not a curated record
UUGAGGAACUGCAGGCACCAGAGAGAAAGCCUUAGACAGCCAGGUUGGAUCGAGAGAGCAGAUGCCUGGGAAGGGCUCACUUUAACCCUAAGUCUCUCUUCAGGAGGAAGAAAAGGAAUAAAGGCGAACCACGCUGCAAGGAACCACAAGGCAAUGCCAGGAAGAGGGAGUUGGAGUGAUCUGGGUGAUUCUGAGUGAGUCAAUCUGAGAGGCCUUCCCCGAGGAGGCGGAGGCCCCAGGGUGUGGCCACCACGACACAUCAAGCAGUUUCCAGAGUCGGGCCCAGCCCUCGGAGCUGACCCAGGCAGGGGCCCCACUGGUUCCAGAGGAUGCGGCUCCCCCGCAGACGCCACUUGGCCGUGCGCCUGGCCGUGGUGGGCAGCGCCUUCAUGCUCUUCCUCUUCAUCCUGCAGCGGGAUGUAAGCCACAGGGAGCAGGCCACAGAGAAACCAUGGCUGAGGUCCUUGGUGAGCCAGAAGGAUCACGUCCUGGACUUGAUGCUGGGGGCGGUGAAUAACCUCAGGGAUUCGAUGCCCAAACUCCAAAUCAGGGCUCCGGAGCCCCAGCAGACACUGGUUUCCACAAACCAGACCUGCCUCCCUGGCUUCUACACCCCAGCUGAGCUGAAGCCCUUCUGGGAACGGCCACCACAGGACCCCAACAGCCCUGGGGCAGAUGGGAAGGCAUUUCAGAAGAAAGAGUGGACGCUCCUAGAGACCCAAGAAAAGGAAAAGGGCUAUAAGAAGCACUGCUUCAAUGCCUUUGCCAGUGACCGCAUCUCCCUGCAGAGGGCCCUGGGGCCAGACACGAGACCCCCUGAGUGCGUCGACCAGAAGUUCCGGCGCUGCCCCCCCCUGUCCGCCACCAGCGUCAUCAUCGUGUUCCACAAUGAGGCCUGGUCCACGCUGCUACGAACGGUGUACAGUGUCCUGCACACCACCCCUGCCAUCCUGCUGAAGGAGAUCAUCCUGGUGGAUGAUGCCAGCACGGAGGAGUACUUGAAGGAGCCGCUGGAGCAGUACGUGAAGCAGCUGCAGGUGGUGAAGGUGGUGCGGCAGGAGGAGCGGAAGGGGCUGAUCACAGCCCGGCUGCUGGGGGCCAGCGUGGCCCAGGCGGAGGUGCUCACCUUCCUGGAUGCCCACUGUGAGUGCUUCCAUGGCUGGCUGGAGCCCCUCCUGGCUCGCAUCGCGGAGGACCAGACCGUGGUGGUGAGUCCAGACAUCGUCACCAUCGACCUGAACACGUUUGAGUUCUCCAAGCCCAUCCGGCGGGGCAGAGUCCACAGUCGCGGCAACUUCGACUGGAGCCUGACCUUCGGCUGGGAGACACUCCCUCCGCAUGAGAAGCAGAGACGCAAGGAUGAGACCUACCCCAUCAAAUCCCCGACGUUUGCUGGUGGCCUCUUCUCCAUCUCCAAGUCCUACUUUGAGCACAUCGGUACCUAUGAUAAUCAGAUGGAGAUCUGGGGAGGGGAGAACGUGGAAAUGUCCUUCCGGGUGUGGCAGUGCGGGGGCCAGCUGGAGAUCAUCCCCUGCUCGGUGGUGGGCCACGUGUUCCGCACCAAGAGCCCCCACACCUUCCCCAAAGGCAUCAAUGUCAUCGCUCGCAACCAGGUGCGCCUGGCCGAGGUCUGGAUGGACAGCUACAAGGAGAUUUUCUACAGGAGGAAUCUGCAGGCAGCAAAGAUGGCCCAGGAGAAGUCCUUCGGGGAUAUUUCGGAACGACUACAGCUGAGGGAACGACUCCACUGUCACAACUUUUCCUGGUUCCUGGACAACAUUUACCCGGAGAUGUUUGUUCCUGACCUGAAGCCCACCUUCUACGGAGCUAUCAAGAACCUCGGUAUGGAUCACUGCCUGGAUGUGGGCGAGAGCAACAACGGAGGCAAGCCCCUCAUCAUGUACACCUGCCAUGGCCUCGGCGGCAACCAGUACUUUGAGUACACAACCCAGAGGGACCUUCGCCACAACAUCGCAAAGCAGCUGUGUCUACAUGCCAGUGCUGGUACCCUGGGCCUCAGGAGCUGCCACUUCACGGGCAAGAAUAGCCACGUGCCCAAGGAUGAGGAGUGGGAAUUGACCCAGGAUCAACUCAUCAGGAACUCAGGAUCUGGUACCUGCCUGACAUCCAAGGACAAAAAGCCAGUCAUGGCCCCCUGCGACCCCAGUGAUCCCCACCAACACUGGCUCUUCGUCUAGACCCCAAACCACCACCUGCCCCCCCCCCGGGGGAGUUCCCACAAGCAUCUCAGGAAACAGGAUUUGGGGGAACCUGAUGUUUGAGAACCUGGUCAUCAGCUUCCCUGUCGGCCUUAAAAAUGGAUUUCAAACCCAAUGGGAGUCGAGGCAGGAGCUUCCUACUCCUUGCAGCCACAUUGGGUCCAUUUUCCUUUCCUCCACCUUGGUGGACGAGAGCAUAAGGACACAUAAUACGUGGCCUAGAGCACUCCUUCUGUCCCAGAAGCAGACUUCCAAAGCCGAGGAGGCAGCUGGGAUAGGGCCCAGGGCAAUGAUGCUGAAUUCCAGAAAAGUAUCUCUGCAGCCACAUCCUGCAUCCCCAGACAUCUAGAACACCUGCAGAAUCCAGUGAACUAGUACAUUCUAGCAGAAGGAUUGAAUGUCUAAGAGUUGCCCUUGCUCAUGUUACUUGAAGCACCUUAAGAGGAAUCCCUUCUCUGACUUCAUCUGCACAGUUGUCCUGUGAGAAAGACAGGUACCACCACACCCAUUUUAGAGACGGGACAGCUGAGGCAGAGGUAAAGCAGCUUGUCUGUAUCCCACAGCUGGUGGGCGGCUCGAGCCGAGACUGAGGCUCCACCUUGAACUCUGAGCCAGGGCGCCUCCCAACACACCACGAGAACACUAGGCAGCCAGCCUUCAGCUCCGCACUCUCUUCCCUCCAAACUGCUUGUUCCCGGCUGGCUGGUCUCCGUAAAGCCUGCAACCGUGGAGCCAGGUAGCCAUGGGGGAAACCACCUUUGGGAAUCCCGGGAUGUUCAUUUUGAAAGAAAGCCAGUGGAACCAGUGAUUCUCAGGUCUAAGUCCCAGUGCUCCAUGUCUCUUGUAGUUUGAAGGCAGAGUAGCCAGGGAUGAAAAGGGGGAUGGCUGAGGGCAGUGCCCACCCGCCCCUGAACUUCCAAAGGUCUGCCAGCACCAUUCGAAAACCAUUGUUUCCGUCCAACCCUGUCAUUUUCACAUUCUGAAACCAAGGCCAGAUAAGUCAUUUGCCCAAGGCCACACAACCAGGUGUUGGCAGCCCUGAGGCUAAGCCCCAGAUUAAGCUAACAGGAGGCCAGGGACGGCUGAGGAAGCAGGGAAGGCGGGCGGCAGGGAGCGUGACUGCCUGACCGGCCCUGACAUGCCUUGUCGGCUGUUCUCGCAUGAAGUCCCCACGGGGAGCAGACCUGAUGCGCAUGUCCGCUCCUCUCCAAGCAAGUUGGACCCCAGCACGCGUGGCUGCUUUGCCUGAGUUGACAGAGCCAGCUGCCCGGAGGGGGACUCCUUCCAUCCAGGAGGGGAUCCUUCUUGGAGUGGCAGGCCGUCAUCUUGGGCAUCACCACACGAGGGUGCCGUGGGACCACAGCGGCCUCUCCUUCCCACGCAACUCCACGCAGCAGGACGUCUCCUUGGUCCCAACCUCCUUGGUCCCAGCCAACGAGAGAGGAGAGAGGGGCCAGGAUGUGUCCUAGCAGGGGAGGAGGGGGGAAAGUCCUUUGGCAGUAAGAGAAGAGAACUGGCUGGGAGAUCCUGGUGGAAAUAAAAGUUUUAUGGCAUUUGU